AUGGCACAAAUGGAAAACCAGCGUAUCAAGAGCAGAAAACAACCACCGAUUGAGUCUGGAACCAGGAAUGACAACACACAGAAGCAGCCAAGGUAUUCUGUGGUCAGCAGAGAGCUGCAAAAGGAACGCGAGCAGCGAAUAAAGCGGUUGAAAGAACAACAAUACGAACAGCGGCAGAAAAAAAUGGAGCAUCUGAAACUGCAAGCGAUGGCGGAGCAAAAGUUCCGCGAACAGAACGAGGAACAGCGUCUACAACGGAUGGACGACUUGCGGAAGCGAGAAAAUGAGCGACGCCUACAGGUUGAAGAGCGCCGCCGAGCCAUCGUUGCGGCGGAUAAGGAACGACGGGAGUAUAUUCUUCGCAAAACCCGGGAGCACGAUCAGCGAAUGGAAAUCAAACGGCGCAACGAGCGUGACUCGGUAAAGGUACAGUGUCCCUUUGGGUCGUCGACUCCGCGGAUGAUCGAUCGAUCCUACGUGGACGAUCGAUCCAACAAGCUCAGUUCAUCUUUCUGCGUGCCUAAGAGGCCAUCAUUCAUCACGAACGCAGCAGCGACCGCCCAAAUCAACAACAGCUCUAGAUCGUCGCUCUGCACGCUAGGUCCAUCCAAAGCGGCAGGUCCUCAGCCUGGACAGAUGCCAAAGAUCAGUUUGAAUACGCCGCGUCCCCUGUCCUGGUCCAUGCCAGUGCAACGUAAACCACAACGGACAAGCAUCACCGUUCCGGUGAUUUCGGGAUCCGGUUUGAAACAAAACACACCUGCACCUCUAAAAAGAUGUUCCGGAACCUGGGCAAUCGGUGCAACUCCCAGCGGAAGCAAGCCUAUAUUCUCAAGCAGUAGUCCCAUCAAUUCUUCUGGCACCGAAUCAUCGACCAGAAGGUCUCUUUUGUUUCGACAGACGGUCGAAAAGUGUACAGCAUCCAUGAUACCAAGACCAAAAAAUACGGCCUGUCGAUGGCAGAAUGUGCCACAGAAGUCAGCCGAACGAACUGCCAUCACGCUAUCUUCGGUAGAUGAUGAACACGCCACCAUUUGGCAGCAUCCGCAGGAGUUGUCGACAGCUCAAUUGACAAACGAGGAAAACCACCGGGAGCUUCUCGCUUCGACGGCUGCAAUGUCUGUUGCAUUACCGGUUCAGCCCGAAACGGUCUCACAGAAGACGUUGGCAGAGGUUCAACUUCCGACCGCAGACUCCAGCGAACGGUCUGAGAUGGACGAGACGCUAGUAAAACAACAACUGCAGAAACCAGAGGACCGUGACUCUGCCACCAGUGAAGAAAAAGCCCAACCAUCGUUGGCUGAGAGAUACCAACCAGAGCGCCGAUGGAUCAAGGUAGAGGAGCAUGGUGGACGGCAACGCAUUGAGUGUCCUAAGAAGGAAGUCCGCAACAAGGCUGAGCGUGAGGAAGCUAAACGCAAGGCACGCGAACAAGCAGAACAUCAACGACUUGAGCUGAUCAAGCGACUCAGAAUAGAGGAGAAGGAACGCGAGGAACGCCGGAAGCGCGUGGAAACAAUCAUGUCUCGCACCAGGACUACAGAAUCGACCGACAGCACCCGAAUGAAAAACAAGGAAAACGGGACGGACAACACCAUGUACAAAAGUAAAAUUGAUCGCUCGUCCUUCCCAUUCCUAGUUGACCAUUUUGAUGACACACUUCAUCGGCCGAUAUCACCGGCGAGUUUAAACGGUUUGUAA
Anopheles cruzii is the source of this 1701-nucleotide messenger RNA. Its product is annotated as ensconsin-like. Gene Ontology annotation, biological process: microtubule cytoskeleton organization. The record is from RefSeq and is a predicted model, not a curated record. The transcript has a single exon. Gene Ontology annotation, cellular component: microtubule cytoskeleton. The coding region runs from base 1 to 1701 and encodes 566 amino acids. NCBI's taxonomy places the organism in Eukaryota, Metazoa, Arthropoda, Insecta, Diptera, Culicidae.